This is a messenger RNA of Aureobasidium subglaciale EXF-2481, 3535 nucleotides long. RefSeq lists its product as uncharacterized. The record is from RefSeq and is a predicted model, not a curated record. NCBI's taxonomy places the organism in Eukaryota, Fungi, Ascomycota, Dothideomycetes, Dothideales, Saccotheciaceae. Gene Ontology annotation, cellular component: nucleus. Gene Ontology annotation, molecular function: DNA-binding transcription factor activity, RNA polymerase II-specific; DNA binding; zinc ion binding. Bases 334 to 3411 code for a protein of 1025 amino acids. Gene Ontology annotation, biological process: DNA-templated transcription; regulation of DNA-templated transcription. The transcript has 2 exons.
GACGACUGCGCAAGUGCCUCUUCAAUUCGCAGCAAGGGUCUGGUAUCACGACAAGACUCGCAGGCCAUCUCAUCGCCGGUGGUAGGAGCAUUUAUAAGCAGACGCCGCCAUUUCUGGGCUCAAGCGGGGCUCUAUCACAACGACUUUGCUUACCAACGUGCUUUAGUCGUUGGUUUAGGAGUCGCCCGUCGCCUUUGUCGCUGAAACACCCGACGCGCCUCACACAGAGACUCGACCGUCAUUCACAAUCGUCUACGAGGCAUUGCCGUCGCCCAAGUGCAAGACAGCAGCUUUGCAGAGGGCCCCACAUGGCCGUUAUAGCUCUCUGCAGUCAUGUCCAUGUCGCCAAACACGUCGCCCUCGUUCGACACGCCAGGAAAUUCUUUUCCUGACCUGGAUACACCCAUCCAAUCCUUCGCCGCGCCCUUCGAUCCCAGUCAUAUGCUGUCUCCUCCGAUGCAUAAUGCUCCCUUCCACUUCUCCAUUCCCGAACUCGGCGACAGCCAAUCGCCAUCUUCCGCCAACUUUCAUCACCGCAUGAGCAUCGGUAGCUCUGCUCAGCCGCCGAACCAACUACAUCCCGCCAGCAUUGGUGACUCUGAUGCGACCAGUCCCGUAAGUGGUCAAGAUCCUGGAUCUGUCGGGCCCCACACGAAUACUUCCAUCGGCCAGCCAGGCACAGAUGACCAGAAGGACAAGGACGGCCGGACACCAGCAUGGGCAGAACUGAAGACCAAGGCGGGGAAGGAGCGCAAAAGACUUCCCUUGGCUUGCAUCGCAUGCAGGAGGAAGAAGAUUCGCUGCUCGGGCGAGAAGCCUGCUUGCAAGCAUUGCCUACGCUCUCGCAUUCCAUGCGUGUACAAAGUCACCACACGGAAGGCCGCCCCAAGAACAGACUAUAUGGCCAUGUUGGACAAACGUUUGAAGAGGAUGGAAGAGCGUGUUAUCAAGAUAGUCCCCAAGGAGGACCAAGGCCGGAUAGGCACCAUUGGUAGAGCUGUUGUGAAGCCUGCUAUUCCCGGCCUACCCUCCAAGAAUGAAAAGAAGCGAGCUGCCGACACAGCGUUUGGUGACGACAUCAGUGACUGGUCCAAGUCAAAGACUGGAGGCAGUGCCGAAGCUCGAUUGCGAAUAGGUCCGCAAGAACAGGAUGAACGCCGCUUGCUCCAAGAAGGCGCCGACCAACUGCCUUCUCACGAACUGCAGAUCCAUCUGGCCGAAGUUUACUUCGAUUAUGUCUACGGCCAGAGCUAUCACCUACUGCACAAGCCCAGCUUCAUGAGGAAACUCGAAGUUGGGCAAGUACCACCGGUACUUAUUCUGGCUGUGUGCGCAAUCUCUGCCCGUUUCUCCUCGCAUCCAGACGUGAAGACUGAGCCUGCUUUUCUCAGAGGCGAGAACUGGGCCAGUGCUGCGAGAGAGAUUGCGCUAAAGAGAUACGAUUCACCGAACAUCACAAUCCUCAUCGUUUAUCUCAUAUUAGGUCUUCAUGAGUUCGGAACGUGUCAAGGUGGUCGAAGUUGGAUGCUUGGUGGUAUGGCUCAGCGCAUGGCAUAUGCCUUGCAAUUACACAAGGAUCUGAAUCAUGACACCUCGACGCGCGCCACAGGUAAUGCAACAGAGCUCUCAUUUACCGACAGGGAGAUUAGGCGUCGGACCAUGUGGGCCUGUUUUAUGAUGGAUCGAUUCAACUCUUCAGGGACCGAACGACCACUGUUUGUCAACGACCAAUACAUACAGGCGCAACUGCCUGUAAAGGAGCACUUUUUCCAAUUUGAGAUACCGGGAACUACUGAAAUACUGGAAGGACCAAUCUCUGGCGAUGCCGGAAGUACAGGAUCUCACGGACUUUCAGCGACCGAGAACAUGGGUGUUGCUGCAUACAUUGUCCGAUUAGUGGCCAUCUGGGGUCGCGUGAUCCGGUAUAUGAACUUGGGAGGACGAGAAAGAGACAAGGAGCCCAUGUGGUCCACGCAGUCCGAAUUUCACGCCAUCAAGGAGGCCGUCCGCGAAUGGCAAUCUGGACUUCCGACUUGGCUUUACUGGUCUCAAGAGAAUCUCGACACACAUGCGAGUGAAAAGAUUGCUAACCAAUUCCUUUUCAUGCACCUGAUCUGCAACCAGAUCAUUUGUUUCACCAACAGAUUUGCACUCCCAUCCCCAGGCUCGAAAUCUGCAAGUGUUCGAGAUACACCUCAGGCUUUCAUCACAGAAAGUGGAAGAGCAGCUCUGGAUGCAGCCAACCUGAUUUCAGUCUUGGUGAACGAAGCUAUGGAUCACAGAGUCAUCGCGCCGUUUGCGGGCUACUGUGCCUUCUUCUCAAGCACUGUUCACAUUUACGGUGUCUUUUCGAAAAACCCAGCGCUUGAGGCUUCCUCCAAGCAGAACUUGGCAAUCAACAUCAAAUAUCUCACGAGGAUGAAGAAGCACUGGGGCAUGUUCCACUUCGUUACAGAAAAUCUGAAGGAACUGUAUCGUAAACAUGCAGAUGCUGCCUUCAGAGGCGCUCAAGCUGGCAACGCUCCCAAGUCCCUGGAGACGAUCUUCCAGUAUGGAGACUGGUUCGAUCGAUAUCCUCACGGUGUCAGCGGUACGGAUUACGAAGAGCCUGUCAAUGCAGAUGUCAAGAAAGAGCCAGGUUCUGAUGCAGUACUGGGGCAGAAGAAUGAUCUGCAAAGUGUAGAGGAAUUCUUCUCAAAGCUAAGCCCUGCAAGCAAGACCGCCAAACAGAAGGCGCCAAGGAAGAAGCGAGGAAAGGCAGAGGCGCAGCCAAAGACAACAGCUGCGACAGCGGCAGGAGCAUCCAGUACAACACCAGUCGCCGGAAAUCCGCCAGGCUACCAAACCCAACAGCAAAAUGCGGCGCCAUCACAAGCCCAGGCACUGGCACUAGCACAAGCUCAGCGGCAGCGGUCAACAGCCACCGUCUCACAGAUGGCAGCUGGAUCCCUGAACAACAACUUUGGCGUCCUAAACUCUCAGAAUAAUACCAACUUCCCUGCCGAGCUCGCCAUGAUGCAGCAACAAUCACGACAUCAAUCAGACCAACAGCAACAUCACUAUAACAACAUGCUCAGUCUAGACACCAGCAUGUCACCAUACACGAACCUGGAUCCAUCUUCCAACAGCGCCAACCCAUUCUCCAUUGACCUCAAUGCCUUUGACUUUGGCAUGAACAGCAACAACACUGGCUGGGGUGAUCAGACUACUGCUUGGUUCAUGCCUUUCAACGUUGAUCCACCAUCUGCCGGAGCGGGGACUCUAGGCGAUGAUGCGGGUGGUCUGUUUGCCGCCGAUUCCGUCGGUGGAUUCGAUGUCAAUUCUCUGUUCCCAGACUUUGGAGGCGCACAUCCUGGACUACUGAUGCCGGAGCAUGGAUUCGAGGAUAACAACAACAAUAACCAGGAGUGAGUGUAAGUCUGUAUGAUGGCAGAGUGUAUAUAUGUGUGUGCAAAAAAGGGGAAGGCUGUGUAACAUUUUGGAGUUGUCGAUAUUCUUGGAGAGUGGGUGGCUGGGGUUUUUUUUUUUUUUUUUU